Zerene cesonia (dogface butterfly) is the source of this 2011-nucleotide messenger RNA. RefSeq names its product organic cation transporter protein-like. The record is from RefSeq and is a predicted model, not a curated record. NCBI's taxonomy places the organism in Eukaryota, Metazoa, Arthropoda, Insecta, Lepidoptera, Pieridae. The coding region runs from base 1 to 1647 and encodes 548 amino acids. Gene Ontology annotation, molecular function: transmembrane transporter activity. Gene Ontology annotation, cellular component: membrane. Gene Ontology annotation, biological process: transmembrane transport. The transcript is spliced from 7 exons.
AUGGGAGCUUCGCCAGAAACAAAGGAAAAUGAAGUUAAUGAUGGGAGUAAACCAGAAAGAGUUGACCUUGAUGAUGUUUUGGUCAACGAAUUGGGACAGUUUGGUCCCUUCCAAUUGCGAUACAUGAUCCUUGUCGCUAUCCCCAUCAUCAUGUCAGCGUUUAUGAGUGAAUAUAUAUUCUCAGCGGCUGCCAUUCCUCACAGAUGUCGCGUGAACGAAUGUGGAGAAGACAGUAAACUCGUUGACACAUUUGAACCUGAUUGGAUCACAAACGCGAUCCCAGAAACUAGUUCGGGGUUAUCCAGCUGUUCUCGGUUCAGACCUCGCAAUAACAUCGUCAAUGGCAGCUUGGAUUACUGCCCUGCAACUCUGUUUGAUCAGUCGGUGUCUGUCGAUUGUGAUGCUUUUGUCUAUGCGAGAGAUAACUCCGUUGUUUAUGAUUUUGACCUUGGCUGUCAGGAAUGGCUAAGAGUACUCGCCGGAACGCUCAACAGCGUGGGAACUCUUCUAGUUCUCCCUAUAACUGGCUACAUCUCCGAUAGAUUCGGCCGAAGGGUCGCGUUAGUUAUUAGCGUCUUCAACUUGGCUCUCAUCGGUCUCAUCAGAGCCUUCUCUGUAAACUACAACAUGUACCUGGCUUUGCAAAUCUUGCAGACUACAUUGGGCGCAGGAACCUUUAGUUCUGCAUAUGUUUUCGCUGCUGAACUUGUGGGACCAAAGUAUAGAGUGCUUGCCAGCGCCACGUCCUCAUCCAUGUUUGCGGUAGGCCAAGUGAUUCUGGGAGGAGUCGCCUGGCUCAUCCAACCAUGGAGAUACUUGAUCAUGGCACUUCAUAUACCCUGUUUUUUGAUCAUAUCCUAUUACUGGAUACUGUCCGAGAGCAUACGAUGGCUCUUAUCGAAACAAAGGUUUAUGGAAGCUAGGCAGAUUUUGGAGAAAAUUGCAAGAGUAAAUAAGAAACAGAUAAGUGAGAAGUCAAUGGAGGGAUUGCUGACUCCGCCUCUUGUUACUGAGAAAACGAUAGAGGCAAAUCAACGUGGCCUCGUGAGUACCAUCGUCAAGUCUCCCAUUUUACUGCGACGAGUGUGCACUACGCCAAUCUGGUGGAUCACCACGACGUUCGUCUACUAUGGUCUCUCAAUCAACUCUACUAGCCUCUCCGACACCAUGUACCUUAACUACAUAUUGACCUGUGCCAUCGAAAUUCCUGGUUUCUACACCGCUGUCUUCAUUUUGGACAGAAUUGGAAGAAAACCUACGCUCUCCGGCGGUUUCUUCUUCAGCGCAAUUUGCAAUAUUGCCUUCGUAUUCAUUCCUGCUGAUUUGAACGUGCUCCGCCUGAUCGUGUACUUGGCCGGCAAGUUCGGCAUUUCCCUCGUGUUUACGUCUCUCUACCUCUUCACAUCCGAGCUGUAUCCGACCGAGUUCCGUCACACGUUGCUCGCUUUCUCCUCUAUGAUCGGAAGAAUUGGAUCUAUUACAGCGCCACUUACUCCAGUACUUAUGGACUACUGGCACGGUAUUCCCUCCAUGAUGUUUGGAGGUAUGGCCAUCAUCUCCGGUAUACUGGUGCUCACUCAGCCGGAGACUCUGGGCACCAAGAUGCCGGACACCCUCGCAGAGGCGGAGGCCCUCGGACGCAAGUGAUCUAGCUCUCUCGACAGUGCAUCCUCUGUGAGGAGUGUGUGUGAGAGACAGUGUAAAUACUUAAGUUAAGGCAAUAAUUUAUUUCAUUAAAGAGAAGAAGGAAAUAUUAAAUGAUUGGAGUAUUGUGCAGUAGAUAGACAGUUGACCAACUGAUGCAGGUCCAUGGAAUUGUAUGGACAUCAAAUUUUACUAAGGCUCGGUUUAUGUUUAAUGAUGGUGUCUUUCAUAGCAAAGUUGACAUUCAUAUUUCCACAAAUUAAUCUGACGUUUAACCGAGUUUUAAUUUAUAACAGAACACAUAUAACAGCUGUGAAACCAGUCAUGAUGUAAGAUAUUGUGUCUAUUGUAUUUGGAAAGGCGUAGU